Rhodamnia argentea is the source of this 2727-nucleotide messenger RNA. RefSeq names its product receptor-like protein 15. Bases 10 to 2727 code for a protein of 905 amino acids. Gene Ontology annotation, molecular function: protein binding. The transcript has 4 exons. NCBI's taxonomy places the organism in Eukaryota, Viridiplantae, Streptophyta, Magnoliopsida, Myrtales, Myrtaceae. The record is from RefSeq and is a predicted model, not a curated record.
GGAAGAAGCAUGGGGUGCUUGGAAGAAGAGAAGAACGCGCUGCUCAAGAUGAAGGCCGCCUUCAACCACCCGAAUGGGUCUUCUCUUCCGUCUUGGCGAGGCGGGGAUGGUGACUGUUGUAGCUGGGAAGACGUGGUGUGCGACGACACGACUUCGCGGGUGACUCAACUACAUCUGAACCAUGCACGCGAUUUGCGUUUGUCAUGGAAUUGGAUUAUUGACGAGUCUUUAUUCCUUCCUCUGGAGGACCUUCAAGUGUUGGAUUUAAGUUGGAAUUUUCUCUCAGAAUUAAACGGAGUGUUAUACCUGAAGAAAUUGAAGAGGCUAUAUCUAUCUGGCAAUAAUCUACAACGAGUCCCCUCAUUGUACAAGCAAACUUCAGUGGAGACCCAAAAUUUGUCUUCCAUUCAGCUUGAAGGUGUGAAUUUGGAGGUGCUAGAUCUUUACAAUAACAAUUUGGUGAAUGAUGCCCUCGCGGACAUUACGAGGAUAACAUCUCUUAAGGCCUUAUACAUAAAUCGUUGUGGACUGAAUGCUUCAAAUUUACUGGAAGGCUUGUGUGGAUUGAGAAACCUUGAAGAGUUGAAUAUCAAUUCUAAUGGAUUUUGGGGCCCUCUUCCUCCCUGCUUCUCCAAUCUGACCUCACUCCGGGCACUUGAUGUGUCGUAUAACAAUUUUAGCGGGGCCAUUCCUUCAUGUCUGCUCCAUAAUCUGAAGUCACUUGAAUAUAUUGGCUUCUCUGGAAAUGCCUUUGAAGGCUCACUUUCGCUUGCUUCCUUGGCCAAUACUUCUAACCUUGAGGUAUUCCACCUCAUCGACAACCGCAAUCGUCUGGAAGUAAAUACGGAAGAGCCCGCUUGGUUCCCUUCAUCUCAACUGAAGGUGUUUCGUUUAUCCAAUUGUGUGCUCAACAAAGACACGAAUGGCGUCAUUCCCAGCUUCUUAAAACAACGGCGUGACUUGAUAAGUGUUCGGCUCAGCCACAAUACAAUGAGAGGAAAUUUCCCAAAUUGGCUAUUGGACAACAAUGUGAAUCUAGUGGAGCUCGAACUCAAAGCCAACAAUUUGUCGGGUGCUUUUCAUUUGCCUUCCAAUUUGAAUCUUGAUAGCAUGCAAUCAUUCGAUGUGUCUGCUAAUAUCUUUGAAGGAGGGCUUCCAUCCUGGAUUGGUUAUAUCCUCCCGAAUUUGUUGUAUUUGAAUUUCUCAGCAAACUUAUUGGAAGGUAGAAUCCCUUCCUCCAUGGGCAAUAUGAAACGAUUGGAUACAUUGGACUUGUCAAAUAAUGGCUUCGCGGGAGAGAUACCAGAGCCACCGGCCGAAAAUAGUACGUCACUUCGUCUGUUGAAACUGUCAGGCAACAACUUGCAAGGCCAACUACCACCGAGGUUGUUUAACUUGUCACAGUUGACAUAUUUGUAUCUGGAUAGCAAUCGUUUCACAUGGGGCAUAUCGCCUCACAAAUUAAAUGGCUACUCAUUGCGAGUUUUGGAUGUAAGUAACAAUUCCCUAUCCGGAACACUUCCUCACUGGAUUGGAGAUAUUGAAUACUUGGAAAUGCUUAUGCUAUCGAGUAAUUUAUUGGAAGGCCCUUUGCCAUUGAGCUUCUGCAACUUGCAUCAUCUCGAUCUUUUAGACCUUUCAAGUAACAACCUUGGGCCGAAUAUACCCCCUUGUGCCAAUGUUACAAUUAUGAGGUUCUUGCAUUUAGCAAAUUAUACACUUGAAGGGUAUUUCCCUAAGUUUCUCUCCAGAGCUUCAUCAAUUGUCACAUUGGAUCUUAGACACAAUGCAUUGUCAGGUGAGGUCCCCAGUUGGAUCGGUUCGCUUAGGAACUUGAAGGUGCUUCUACUGCAAGGAAACAACUUUGAAGGUUCAAUCCCUCCGGAUCUGUGUCUGUUGAAAAACAUGAGCAUAUUGGAUCUCUCUCAAAAUAAUCUUUCUGGACAAAUUCCUUCAUGUUUGGAAGAUUUGACAUUUGGAAAGGAUGGGGUAUCUAUGAAUGCAUUUGAUACCGUGGAGUAUAUGUGGGAAUCUUACCAAAUAUAUGAGGGUAGAUUCAAUUCUUUUCAUGGGUAUUAUGAAGAAGACGCAAGUGUCUAUGAGUUUGAAUUAGAAGAAGUAAACUUUAUGACGAAGAGAAGGUUGGAAUCUUAUAAGGGCAGCAUUCUACGACUCAUGUCAGGAAUGGAUCUCUCACAAAAUAAUUUGACUGGCUUUAUUCCUCCAGAGCUCGGCCACUUGAGUGAACUUCGAGCCUUGAACCUGUCGCACAAUCAUUUGACGGGACCCAUCCCAGAAAUGUUUUCCCAUUUAAAGAAUGUAGAGAGCUUGGAUAUGUCCUACAACAGCUUAAUCGGUCCCAUCCCUCCACAACUGAUGGAGCUCUACGCCCUAUCAGAUUUUAGUGUUGCUCACAACAACUUGUCAGGCAGGAUACCAAACGGAAGAUUUCAAUUUGGAACUUUUGAUAAAGCAAGUUAUGAAGGUAACCCUCUUCUUUGUGGAACACCAUUAACAAGCUGUGAUAACUCAAAUCAAGUACUGGGGACACCGCUAUCUUUUAAUCAUACCAGGGAGGAUGACUCUUGGAGAGAAGCCUUCCUGUGGAGUUUUGCAGGAUCAUAUGUUGUGGCAUUCCUUGGGGUGGUUCUUUUUCUCUACCUACACCCGUACUAUCGGUACAUGCUAUUCGAGCUUGUUCGUAAGCUUAUCCCAUCUUUUCCCUAG